Molecule: messenger RNA, 3744 nt
Organism: Temnothorax curvispinosus
Lineage: Eukaryota; Metazoa; Arthropoda; Insecta; Hymenoptera; Formicidae
Gene: EMC1
Product: ER membrane protein complex subunit 1
Exons: 16
Coding region: 362-3208 (948 amino acids)
Biological process (GO): protein folding in endoplasmic reticulum
Cellular component (GO): EMC complex
Molecular function (GO): protein binding
Source: RefSeq, a predicted model, not a curated record
CGAACGAGGCAGGGCGAGCCGAGGGGUGACCGGCGCGGGGUGCAAAACAGUGCAAAUGGUCUGCAAAGGUGUGCAUGCGACGUCGUCGUCUGGUCGUCAGUCGUCAUCUCGGUCUCCAUUGAUCUCCAUGCUGUUGAUGCUAUAGCUGCUAUAGCACGUCGGUCGGUGGUUCACGUACACGCGUAUGUACAUACAUACAUACAUAAGCGCAUAAGGGAGGUUAGCUAGGUGGCCGAGACAGCGUUAGGGCGCAGUGGGGCGUAGAGGCGACCGUGUGUGAAGGGGGCAAGCUCUGCGUCGCGGAUAACCUCUCGCGCGCCUGCCGGAGUAAGCCCGGAGCGCCGGAGCGCUCGUCAUCGCCAUGGCCCCGGGCGCGUGGUCCUUCCGUGGGAACCUCAACCGGUUCCUCGUCGACGUGCCGAUCCUGCAGUGUCUGAUCGUGCUGGUGAGCCUGUUCAAUCUCUCCCUGUGCCUCUACGAGGACCAAGUCGGCAAAUUCGAUUGGAGGCAGAACUACGUCGGGAAAAUCAAAUUCGCCAGCUUCGACACGGUGUCCACGGCGAAGAAGAUUAUCGUCGCCACCGAGGAGAACGUUAUUGCCGCGCUUAAUCUGAAGUCGGGCCAAAUAUUAUGGAGGCGAGUGUUGGAGAAAGGUUAUGGCGGGCAUAUCAGAACCUUGGGAGGUGUCGCGGACGGAGAUCUGAUAUCCGUGAGCGGAGGUGUUCCUGCCAUCGUUCGCGCCUGGGAUUUGGCGACCGGGCAUAUACUUAACGAAUGGCCGAUAGCCGAGCCAAACGCCGACAGACAUGCAUCUCCGUUUAUAUCGUUUACAACAUUGGGCUUGUAUUCUGCUGACAGGAUAAAAGAUGUAAAGUGGCACAUCAAAGAUGGAACGCUGCAUCAUAUAUUACCCAUUUAUAAUAGCGGAGUGGAGGUAACGUCUUAUGACAGCAAGACCGGUGAAAAGUUGAAAACCCGAAGAGUUUCUGCGCCGUUCAUAAGUCGAGAGACAGAGUGUGUUCUAGCAGCUCCGUACUUGGCGUGUUUGAAGGGAGACAGUUCUUUGGCUGUGGUAUUCUUAGUACAUCUAUUCGAUACGAAUGCACAGUCACAAUCAGUAACGAUAAAUACGAUAUUCGGGGCUGGCGCCCAAGGGCCAUACAAACUGGAGUCUGUACUCGGGGAAGGACCUGUAAUUUCUAUUAAUGCCGAUAAUGACCAAAGAAAGCGAAUUUUAGUUAUCGGAGAGUUCUCUCCAACUCCCAUACAGAGAGAUAUCGACGGUGACGCAACCCUUUAUGUUGUUUCCAUUGAUAAUGAGAAAAUACUUUUGGAAACAACAUAUAAAAAUGGAAAAAUAGAAAUAACGGCUACAAAUCUGUUAUCGUCCGCACUUAUACCUGAUUUAUCAGUUACUUUGACUCACGCUUCUAUACAAUCACCAACCAUAAUGGCAUCCGUUUGCCCGCGGCAAACGAAAGGGAUAACGUGCCGUCACUUGUUGUCCUCGCAAGAUCACAGCAUUGCGCUAUUGCAACAUAAUAAACUGGUAUGGGCAAGGGAAGAAGCACUCGCCAGUAUUGUGGCCGUUGAAAUUAUGGAAUUGCCUAUGUCCGACAGGGAUCAAGCUAUCGAAACGGAAUUCGAUCAGAAAGAGAGUAUUGAUGUAGACAGUUCAUGGGACGUUCUAAGUAUGUUUCUUCGAAGGAUUACUUCACAGAUUAACCAAGCCAGAGCAUUCUUUCAAACAAUACUGGAUUUAGUACCUCAGCAGUCCAAUCAGCGUAUUGAUCUGGUGCAAGAUAAAUUUGGUUUGCACAAAAUGAUCGUAGCCGUUACAUCCGCCGGGAAGUUGUAUGGUAUUGAAACCAGAAAAGGUGAAAUUAUCUGGCAACUCAGGCUACCUAAUAUCCGCGGUUUCACAAAACUGUCUGACACGAUGAUCUUGUACGUGCAGAGGGGCAGCAGGCAUUUCCCUCAUCCACCUCAAUGUGCAUUAUUAGCAGAAGACAAGGAAACCGGACAGGGUGUUAUAUAUACCUUUAAUCCGAUUACCGGACAGUCGUUGGACGGACUGGUGAAACUUGGCUACAAAAUAAAACAGUCUAUGUUAUUGCAUGUAGCGACCGAUGACUUCUUACGUGGUAUCCUCAUUCUUGACGCACGGGAUAAAGUCCACGUUUAUCCCGAGAGCGCUACCGCGGUUGCAGCUUCACUCGGGAAAAAUACGUAUCUUUUUACUGCUGAUCAAACGACAGGAAUAUUAUCCGGCUUCUCUCUUUCGUACAGCACAACUCAGGAAUUAAUCGCUCACAAAGUGUGGGAGCUGUUGCUGUCGCCGAGAAACCAAAAAAUAACUCAAGUUGUAGCGAAGAAUCCGAUAGAACGUGUGCACUCUCAAGGGAGAGUCUUGAGUGAUAGAUCAGUAUUGUAUAAGUACAUCAAUCCUAAUUUAGUGGCCAUAGUGACAGAAGGCAUCGGACAUGCCCAUAAAAAUACGCUUAAUUUAUAUCUACUAGAUGUAGUAUCUGGGGCUAUGAUUUUCUCUAUCACACACAAGAGAGUACGUAGUCCAAUCCAUAUUGUGCACUCGGAAAAUUGGUUGGUAUACAGCUAUUUUAAUGAGAAGGGACGUAGAACAGAAAUCGCUACGUUGGAACUCUACGAAGGAAAGAUACAGAGUAACACCACAGUGUUCUCUUCUUUAGCAACGACGAAAUUGCCAAUUGUAGAAAGACAAGCUUUCAUUUUUCCGGCAUCUAUAGAACAUAUGCAGGAAACUAUCACAGAAAAGGGUAUCACAAGUAAACAUAUAAUAGUCGCUUUGGCCAAUGGUGGAAUAUUAGAAUUACCGUGGAUGAUGGUGGAUCCACGACGACCUAUUAAUCCUGAAAUGCGAGAAGAAGGAGUUAUACCAUACAUGCCAGAGAUUCCAGUCCAUAUGGAUGCUAUUAUUAAUUAUAAUCAAAGCGUUUCUAGGGUUAUGGGUAUUUAUACUAGUCCUAGUGGCCUUGAAAGUACUUGUUUAGUUUUUGUACAUGGUCUUGACCUGUUUUACACAAGAGUGGCACCAUCUAAAACAUUCGACGUCCUAAAAGAGGACUUCGAUUAUUAUCUUAUUGUGAUAGUACUCGCAGCGCUGUUGAUCUCAUCGUACGUCACCAAAAAAUUAGCAUCCCAAAAAGCUCAAAAGCAAGCGUGGAAAUGAUGCCUUGUUUUUCUAGAAUUGUGUAAUAUUUAUGAAUCUGUUCACUAUAGGCAAGAAUUUUUCCUAAAAAUAACUUGUAAGAUAUACUGUUUUAUAAAUAGUUAAUUUUAAAACACAAGGUAAAUGCUAAUACUUUAUUACCUUGUCUAAAAAAAAUCUUUCGAUCUUGAAUCCUAAAUAAAAAUUUAUUCAUUUUGUUAAUCUGGUACAGAACGCACAUAUGUAAUAAUGAGUCGAAUCUUUCAAAGUGUGAUGAUCAACGCACGACGAGAGUGGACCAUGAUCAUUGAUCGUUAAACUAUAUUAAAGUAACUAAUAUCAUGCUCAAGUAUAAUUGUUUCUCCAUUGUAUAGCAAUUUCUGUAAAAGAUAGGCGAUUUUUUUCGAUAUCUGUAUAUUUUCAAUAUAAAUCAAAGCCAUAAUCGAUAAUAUAUAGAGACAAUUAUAAAUGAAAUUAUGUUCGUAAUACAUUUUAAACAGUGAAAAUAUUAAUACAUAUGAUACUGAACCAUGCUAAAUAGAUGGUGAAUGGAAGUA